This is a messenger RNA of Ochlerotatus camptorhynchus, 971 nucleotides long. Its product is annotated as UPF0389 protein CG9231. The record is from RefSeq and is a predicted model, not a curated record. Lineage: Eukaryota; Metazoa; Arthropoda; Insecta; Diptera; Culicidae. Bases 153 to 638 code for a protein of 161 amino acids. The transcript is spliced from 3 exons.
CGACAGAUUAGUACGGUGGACAGAAAAUCUUCCUCGCGGUCAGAUUGAGUUUAAUAUUAUAGUCCGCGAGCAUACGCAAAGUGAUCAGCAAGUUGGGAGCAAUAUUGUGAUAAAGCUACAAAUACCGAAAUAAUUGAACACCCAGCGCAGCUAUGAGUUUCAUCGGUGCAUGCCGCUUGGCACGUAUCUGUGCCAUCAGCGGUCGUCAGCUGAGAACCGGAUUAGUUGCACGUACCCAACAGCAGAUGAGUGCCUUCUGCUCGUCCAGCUCCAUCGAACCUAAGCAACCCCCGAAGCCAGCUGCCCAAGAUGCUCAUAGCGCUAGCAACGUCAGCUCCCGGACGCAUAAACCCAAUAAUUUUGAAAAACGACUACUGGUAUUUACCAAGAAGUACAAGUCCGUCGAUGAUAUCCCGGCGUACAUCAACCAAGAUGUGAUGGAACGUUGCCGCAACCAGGUGCGCAUCAAGAUGGCAAACUACAUGAUGCUGGCAACCGUCAUCGGAUGCAUCAUCAUGGUCAUUAGCGGAAAGAGAGCUCAGGAAAGGGGCGACAGCGUGCAGAAAAUGAAUCUCGACUGGCACAAGGAGUACAACGAAAAAGCCAAACAGGAAAUCGCGGAAGCAUCGAAAAAUUAAACCCUUGAUGAUAUGUUGUGGGCGUCUAUAAAAAAAAUAGAGUUUCUGAGCCAUAUGCUCUCCGUGUAAAUAAGCACUCUGUUGUAGGAUUUAUUUUUUAAAUUUCCAAUCAGUUCAGCUUUCGUUUUCAAACUUGAGAAACUGGAAAUACUCAACUGGUAAAAAUGGAAGAGAAGUAUAGUUAAAAAAAAAAAACCGAGAUAGAAUUUAUUCUUUGAGACAGUUUUUCAACAUCUUCAACAUAGACCGAUCCCUGUACGUCAUUCUUGUACCAUAGAGAUAACUUGUAACGCAAAAAUAUUAAUUACACCGUGAAAUAUAUUAAUUCAAGAG